AUGAGGGAUCUGGCGCAUAUUCUGGAAAUGAAUUCAAAGAAUCUACAAAAGAGUGAUCUUACAGCGGAAGUAGCAAUGGACCGCAGCAAAAAGAUUAAAAUAAGAAACAAAAAACGGAUAUUGAUGAAAUUUUUAUCUGAUGUUGUUAAUAAAAGCAAGUUGUUAAAAAAGAGAACUCAGUACCAGGUCUCUGACUUCUUGAGCACAGCCCCAGAACAGACUUAAUCCAGCACCACCAUGUCCAUAAUUGUGAACUACCUGAAAAUAUAAUCCUCUGAUAUAGUGUUGUCUUUAUCCAAGAUCAGAAGUUUUAUGUCUGAAAUAUUUCAUAUUCCACUGUGCCAAGUGUCAGCAUUUUAGUUCCAUAUUUCGAUGCCACUUGCAUAAUCUCUCUUUCCACACGAAUUGUAUCUCUGACUGGCCUCAGACCUACCCAGGCUUUGAUUAGAACUGCAUUCUGUAAAAACAACAUGUCAGAAAAUAUUCAUCUUGCAUUGUUAGCAACAUGAAGCAAUUUAGAGUGGACCUGCCUUAAUUGUGGGUUCAAAUUCUGCAGCUCUUUCAAUCAUGGCUUGUGUAUGAUGGUGAUUGUCAUGAUGAUGGUUAUCAUGAUGAUGGUGAUCAUGAUGAUGGUAGUGAUGAUGAUACUGGUGAUUGUCAUGAUGAUGGUUAUCAUGAUGGUAGUGAUGAUACUGGUGAUGAUGGUGAUUGUCAUGAUGAUGGUAGUGAUGAUGAUACUGGUGAUUGUCAUGAUGAUGGUUAUCAUGAUAACGGUAGUGAUGAUACUGGUGAUGAUGGUGAUUGUCAUGAUGAUGGUUGUCAUGAUGAUGGUAGUGAUGACGAUACUGGUGAUGAUGGUGGUUGUCAUGAUGAUGGUAGGGAUGAUGAUACUGGUGAUGAUGGUGAUUGUCAUGACAUGAUAGUACUGGUGAUUGUGGAAAUCAUGGUUGUCAUGUCUAACUGGUUAAUCACCUCAUCAAAUGAGUGA
Molecule: messenger RNA, 988 nt
Organism: Paramuricea clavata
Lineage: Eukaryota; Metazoa; Cnidaria; Anthozoa; Malacalcyonacea; Plexauridae
Source: the annotation of a GenBank genome assembly